AUGCAGAAGAUUCCUUACGCUUCGGCUGUGGGGAGUCUAAUGUAUGCUCAGGUAUGUACACGUCCGGAUAUUGCGUACAUUGUUGGCAUGUUAGGCAGAUAUCUAAGUAACCCUGGAAUGGAUCAUUGGAGAGCAGCCAAGAGGGUUAUGAGAUAUUUACAGAGAACAAAAGAGUACAUGCUUACAUAUAGGAGAUUGGAUCAGUUAGAGUUCAUUGGGUAUUCCGACUCUGACUUUGCUGGAUGCCAAGACAGCAGAAGAUCCACAUCAGGCUAUAUUUAUCUGUUGGCUGGUGGAGCAAUUUCAUGGAGGUCUGCCAAACAGACACUCGUAACUUCAUCCACCAUGGAAGCAGAGUUUGUAGCAUGUUAUGAGGCAUCCAAUCAAGGAAUAUGGCUACGAAAUUUUGUCACUGGGCUGCGUGUUCUGGAUGGAACAACCAUCUUUGAUUUGCCUUUAUCCAGUGAAGAUCUUGUGACAUCCCUUUGGUUUGGAUAUCCAGAAAUGGGAAGUUUAGAGAGGAAGAAUCUCGGAGGAAAUUCGAGACCAACGUCUUCGUCAUUUCCAUCAUUAACCACCAUGAACUCUUCCUCAAUUUCCAUUGAUUUUUGUUUUUGA
Molecule: messenger RNA, 618 nt
Organism: Vitis riparia (riverbank grape)
Lineage: Eukaryota; Viridiplantae; Streptophyta; Magnoliopsida; Vitales; Vitaceae
Product: secreted RxLR effector protein 161-like
Exons: 2
Coding region: 1-618 (205 amino acids)
Source: RefSeq, a predicted model, not a curated record